Molecule: messenger RNA, 972 nt
Organism: Adineta ricciae
Lineage: Eukaryota; Metazoa; Rotifera; Eurotatoria; Adinetida; Adinetidae
Source: the annotation of a GenBank genome assembly
AUGUCAGUGCCAGAAAGAAUGCGAGCUGUCCUAUUGAAAGAUUUCGGUGAUCGCGAUAAUUUGUAUAUUGGCGAAACAGAUGUGCCAAAAAUAAAAGAUGAUGAAAUAUUGAUAAAAGUCCAUGCAUUUGGCGUUAAUCGAGUGGAUAUUGUACAACAAGCAGCUGGAGAGAUUGUUGAUGUCGGUGAGCAAGCUAAAGACAAAUGGAAGAUCGACGAUAAAGUGAUGGUAUUAGUUACCAAUGGUGGCUAUGCAGAGUAUGUUGCCGUGCACAUGGAUUGUACGAUGAGGAUUCCGGAAGGAAUUUCGGUAGUUGAUGCUGCUGGUAUACCAGAAGCAUUUCUUACUGCAUUUCAAGGUUUGAGAGUGAUUGGAAAUAUAAAAAGGAAUGAUCUUGUUCUCAUUCAUGCCGGUGCUAGUGGUGUUGGCACUGCGGGUAUUCAAAUUGCGAAGUUUUUCGGUGCUAAAAUAGCAACCACCGCUGGAAGCAAUGAAAAAGUUGCCUACUGUAAAAAACUCGGUGCUGACAAGGGAAUCAAUUACACUCAUGGACCUUGGACGAAUACUUUACUUGAAUUCGCUCGAAGCUUGAACAAAGAUGGCUAUGAUAUUAUUUAUGAUAAUAUUGGCAAAGACUACGUGCAAGCCAAUCAAGACGUUCUUGGUGUUGAUUCACGUUGGAUUGUUCAUAGUCAUCUGAGUGGACCCGAAGCGGAUAAACUAUCGUUUGCAACUUUGUUGAAGAAACGUAUUACGUUGUGUGGUACUGUUCUGCGAGCCCGAUCGAUCAAUUAUAAAACGAAUUUGAUCAGGCAGUUUGAAGAUGAAAUCAUGAAUGGUUUUGUCGAUGGUAGACUCAAAGUUAUUGUUGACAAAACAUGGCCCAUGGAACAGAUCGCCGAAGCUCAUAAAUACAUGGAAAAUAAUUUAACCAUGGGCAAAUUAGUGGUGACUAUUAUACACAAUAAAUAA